AUGCUGAUCCCCCCGCGGCGCAUCGACUGGCGCUUCUUCAUGCUCACGACGGGCUUCUCGGCCUCGACGAACCAGCUCGCCUACGACUGGACGGGCCAGUCCAUCUACCAGCGCGUGCAGUCGCGCUUCGCGCGCAUGUUCCCCACGGCCCUGCCCGAGCAGGCCCAGCGCACCAAGCAGCUGCUCCGCGAGGAGCGCAUGCGUCGCGAGGGGCUGACGGAGGAGCAGAUGCGCGCCAUCGAGUACAAGAAGCGCAAUCUCGCGCAGCGGCUGUGGUACGGCAGCGAGCCCGAGGAUUGGGACGCCAAGAGGGGUGCCGAGCACGCCAAGGCGCUGGCUGAGGGCAAAGGGCUGGGCGACUUGAUCGUGGAGCAGGUUUCCGAGGUCUGGAGCGGCGCGAAGAAGGACGAGGGCAAGAAGGAGGGUGAGGACGGCAACGAGAAGAAGGCGUGA
Messenger RNA from Colletotrichum spaethianum, 453 nucleotides. RefSeq lists its product as uncharacterized. The transcript has a single exon. The coding region runs from base 1 to 453 and encodes 150 amino acids. NCBI's taxonomy places the organism in Eukaryota, Fungi, Ascomycota, Sordariomycetes, Glomerellales, Glomerellaceae. The record is from RefSeq and is a predicted model, not a curated record.